GCAAGAACAAAAAAAAAAAAAACUGUCUAUGUACCAACAAGAGACUAGUUGUCAGAUAGAGAUAUACGCGAGACGAGAAGCUCCAUUUCAAAACCCUAGAGCUCUUCAUCUCUCUCUAGGCACACCUUUUUCGUGUUUUGGUUUCACCGGCGUUUAUCUCCGGUGACGGGAGAUUCCGAAUUUUUGGAGAGAUUAGAUCAUGUAUAGGGAGAGGGGUACGGUUGGAUCGAAGUCGGAGGUGGUCGAUCGGAAACGUAUAAACGAGAUUCACGACAACCGUCCCUCGCAUUCGAUGUCUCAGCCCAUCAAUGGAAAAGGCAAGGUUACAGCGACCUCCGUCUUGAUGGGGAAGCAGCAAUUGCAUGAGAGGGAUUUACGUUCUGCUCAUGCUGUUGAUAUAUCAGACACAGACAGCGAAGAAUCAGAGGUCAGUGGUUCUGAUGGAGAAGACACCUCAUGGAUAUCCUGGUUCUGCAACCUACGCGGGAAUGAGUUCUUCUGUGAAGUUGAUGAUGAUUACAUCCAGGAUGACUUUAACUUGUGUGGACUCAGCCAUCAAGUUCCUUACUACGACUAUGCCCUUGAUUUGAUUUUGGAUGUAGAGUCUUCGCAUGGUGAGAUGUUUACAGAGGAACAGAAUGAAUUGAUCGAGUCAGCAGCGGAGAUGCUUUAUGGGAUGAUUCAUGCUCGUUACAUAUUGACAAGCAAAGGGCUGGCUUCUAUGUUAGACAAAUACAAAGACUACGACUUUGGAAGAUGCCCAAGAGUUUAUUGUUGUGGCCAACCUUGUUUGCCAGUUGGUCAAUCCGAUAUCCCUCGAGCAAGCACCGUAAAGAUAUAUUGCCCCAAAUGUGAAGACGUCUAUUACCCACGAUCAAAAUACCAAGGAAACAUAGAUGGAGCAUACUUUGGGACAACGUUUCCACAUCUGUUCCUGAUGACGUACGGACAUCUGAAGCCACAAAAGGCAUCUCAAAGCUACACUCCAAGAGUGUUUGGGUUCAAGUUACACAAGCCGUGAAGGAAAUAAAGAAGAUACACCCUUGGGUGUUAAGAAACAAGAAAUGUGUGUAAACAAAAGAAAAAAAAAAGCGUGAUUUGUAUCACAGAAGGUGAAACCAGUUCUCUCUGCCUCUCCCUCUCCCUCUCUUUCUCUCUGUUUUGUAUUGUGUCCUCUCUUUAGGUUUAGAUAAACAUUAGCAGCAUGGACUGGUGAAGUAUGAUCCCAUAUUUAUAAAUUGUAAUACUUACCUUACUGUUUCUUUUUGUUUUCUUC
Molecule: messenger RNA, 1276 nt
Organism: Capsella rubella
Lineage: Eukaryota; Viridiplantae; Streptophyta; Magnoliopsida; Brassicales; Brassicaceae
Product: casein kinase II subunit beta-2
Exons: 5
Coding region: 200-1021 (273 amino acids)
Cellular component (GO): cytoplasm; protein kinase CK2 complex
Molecular function (GO): protein kinase regulator activity
Source: RefSeq, a predicted model, not a curated record